AUGAGCGAGAAUUCUCCUGCGGCAAAUCGUCAGGGCUCCCAGUCGCGUCGCGAGAAGGCCCUCACCAAACCCCUCACAGUGCAUGUCAACGGCACAGGCUCAGCCUCGACUUCGCCGGAAGGAAGGAUCAGGAUCACUAGCACUCGUCAACCUGAUGCUGAUGGCCACAGGAUUCCUUCCGUGCUGAGGGCACCCCCUUCCCCCACGUCCCCUGUCAGAACCCCCCGCUCUUUGACGGCCCAUAACUUGCCUGAUCUAACGUUCGACGCCACGAGAACCUACCCCGUAGCCCCGAGCGGUGACGAACUCUUUGCCUCCUUCCCAGCUCCGUCUCCCCACGGUUCUUCCGUCCCUAUCAUUUCUUCUGGCCAAGGUCACACUCUCCCACCAUCUCAAGUUUUUAGAGGCGAGGAGCGAUCCUUCCUCGGUUCUCCACCAUCAUCCCCAAAUCAUCAUUCUGCCCCGCCUUCCCACUCCCAUUAA
Molecule: messenger RNA, 483 nt
Organism: Cantharellus anzutake
Lineage: Eukaryota; Fungi; Basidiomycota; Agaricomycetes; Cantharellales; Hydnaceae
Exons: 2
Coding region: 1-483 (160 amino acids)
Source: RefSeq, a predicted model, not a curated record